Messenger RNA from Sarcophilus harrisii (Tasmanian devil), 2600 nucleotides. It is a transcript of the gene CLIC6, whose product is annotated as chloride intracellular channel 6. The record is from RefSeq and is a predicted model, not a curated record. Bases 330 to 2441 code for a protein of 703 amino acids. Gene Ontology annotation, cellular component: plasma membrane. Lineage: Eukaryota; Metazoa; Chordata; Mammalia; Dasyuromorphia; Dasyuridae. The transcript has 6 exons. Gene Ontology annotation, molecular function: D4 dopamine receptor binding; D2 dopamine receptor binding; D3 dopamine receptor binding.
UUCAGGCUGGUAAACAGACUGGAAUUUGAGUGAAGAGUAGGGCAGGGAAGGAGUCAUUAGAUUUUUGAGACUGAGAUCAAGGUCUUGGAACAGAGAGGAUUUAGCUAUGAACCUCAUGAAUAUAGCUGGCAAUAAGCACUAAUCCAUCUGAACCAAGAUUACCAUAGGUCCCAGAAGUCCAAGACUUUGGAGGCCAGGAAAGGAUUCUAUCCCACGGACUAGAGCUGAGAGGUUUGGAAGACUCGCCCAGUCUACGGAAUUUCCACUAGCCUUUUUUCCCCCUUUUCUUUCAACAGCGAUCUCAAGAAAGGACAAUAAUUUCAUGAGACAUGACAGAGGCUACUGAGCCUGCGGUUAGGGACCUCACUCCCCAGGAGAAUGCAGAACCCCCUGCACUGUUGGAAAAGGGAACCGGAGAACUGGGGCCUGCUACUGGGGCUAAAGAGGAGGAGCAGGGGACGGAGGUAAAAUACAGUGAGGACAAGCGGUAUUCUGAAGAAGAUGCUACUGGAGACGGGGCGGGAGCAGUUGCCCCAGUUGAGACUCCCAAGGAGGUGAGGGAGGAAGUAGGAGCAACAAUUGGCCAAGUAGACCACAAGGAAGGUGAAGGAAGUGGAACGCUGACGCCAAGCGACUUGGAGGAGGAUACACAGAAAAAACACGAAGACAAAAUAAGGGAACCCCCCGAGAACGUAGAGGAUCAAAAAGAACAGCAAAAGGAGGAGAAGGAAGAGAGGAGUGAAGUACUGGACGAUGUAGAAGGAAAGACAGUCUGCCAGGAAAGGAGAUGGGAGCUGGAGGACUGUGGCAAUACUGAGCUCCAAAGGCAAGAGGAGAGCCACAGAGCAGCCAAAGGAGCCCAGGACCCGGGAGACCCGGAGCCAGAGGCAGAGGUAGGGGCGGAGCACAACGCUGCGGGUGAAGCAGCAGCUGUAACUACAGCAGCAGCAGCGGGAGCAGCUUCCCAGGAAACGGUCCAGGGAGGCGUGAAGCUGUUACAACCCGAGGGAAAUCUAGCAGAGCCUGGAGCUGGGAUGGAUGUAGAGGACCCGGAAAGAGGGGAGGUGAAAGAACCAAAAGAUAGAAAUUCUGAAAAUGGAGAGAGCUACGAAGGAGAAGAAAACAGUCCUGUGCUCCGAAUGGAGCUUGUAGAUUCAACGGCAUUGGAGCAGCAGGAAGAAGCGGAAGGGCAACGGAACCCUGAGGAGAGGGGCAGUUUGACAGAUGAUGCGCGGGAAAAUGAGGCUCUCCAAGGUACACGUUAUGCCGAGAAUACAGAAGUUGAAUCUGCAGAAGGACUGGCAGAGGAGGAAAGCGGAGGACCGGAAAGUGUAAAGGACUCCGCCGCCGGAGGGGAUCCUAGAGAAUCUGGGCAGGUGGAAUGUGAAAGUCUUGGUGCCAACAGGGAUGUCCAGGAAGAAGCCCUGGAAGAGGGGAAAGAAAAUUGGGAUGAGGAACAACCUAACGUAGAAGUCACGGUCCAAGGGGAGGAAGAAAACCUUGAUGGGAGCCCACAGAAGGAAGAAGAAAACGAGACUACUUCAGAGAAAAAGUUAGAGGCAGAGCUGAGUAACCACCUGUCGGAGACGAGCUCCGAAGAUGCCCCUGCUGAAGCCGAGACAAAUAAAUUAGAGGAAGGGCUGAAUGGUCCGGGAGAGGAAGGAGAAAUAUACGAGGAGGAGGCUUCAGGAGACAGAGCUUCAGCACCCCCACUGGCCCUGGGGAACGAACACGACAUUUCCCUUUUUGUCAAGGCUGGUUAUGAUGGUGAGAGCAUUGGAAAUUGCCCAUUUUCUCAGCGACUUUUUAUGAUACUUUGGCUAAAAGGUGUUAUAUUUAAUGUUACAACAGUGGACUUGAAAAGAAAACCGGCAGACUUGCAGGAUCUGGCUCCUGGAACAAACCCACCUUUUAUGACUUUUGACGGAGAAGUAAAGACAGAUGUGAAUAAGAUCGAGGAAUUCUUAGAAGAAAAAUUAGCCCCACCAAGGUAUCCUAAGCUUGGAACCCAACACAUGGAAUCAAACUCUGCAGGAAAUGAUGUAUUUGCAAAAUUUUCAGCAUUUAUAAAAAACACCAAAAAGGAUGCCAAUGAGAAUUUGGAAAAAAAUCUGAUAAAAGCUUUGAAGAAACUAGAUAAUUACUUAAAUACCCCUCUGCCUGAUGAAAUUGAUGCCUAUAAUUCAGAAGACAUCACUGUUUCCAACAGGAAGUUCCUUGAUGGGAAUGAACUCAGUUUAGCAGAUUGUAAUCUUCUACCUAAACUCCAUAUCAUUAAGAUUGUGGCCAAGAAAUACAGGAAUUUUGAGUUUCCCUCUGAAAUGACUGGCCUAUGGAGAUAUUUGAACAAUGCUUACACUAGAGAUGAGUUCACAAAUACCUGCCCUGCUGACCAGGAGAUUGAGUAUGCAUAUUCUGAUGUGGCGAAAAGGAUGAAAUAACGCCAUUAUCUCUUCUGGUUUUCUUUAAAAAUGGAAAUGGAUCAAGUGGUGCACCAAAAAAACGUUUUCCUGUUUUGUUUUUAGGUUUUGCCAAUGGCCAAUCCUUUAAAAAAAAAAACUACAACCAAACUUGUAGUGUGAUCUGCUCAUUGUAAAAUA